Messenger RNA from Daphnia carinata, 1691 nucleotides. RefSeq lists its product as uncharacterized. The coding region runs from base 273 to 1592 and encodes 439 amino acids. Lineage: Eukaryota; Metazoa; Arthropoda; Branchiopoda; Diplostraca; Daphniidae. The record is from RefSeq and is a predicted model, not a curated record. The transcript has 11 exons.
GUGUUUGCGAUCGACUCUGAAAACGGCGUAGGUCUUGCCAUUGACGUUUGGAUACCAAAGCCCGCGUGAUUUGAUAAUCGUUCGGAUGUGAUCGCUCUAUAAAAGGGGAAAACAUAUACGCACCGCAAGGAAGGUCCGUGCACCUUUUUUAAAAGAUCCAACAAGGUUCAUCAGUUCCGCGUUCGACUCGGCUCGUCCCAGGGACUGUUGGAGGACGCUCUUGAAUUUUUCGGGAAGAUUCGUCGUGUGGCUAUCGUGAAAAAGAAGUCGCCAUGGCCCAACUCGAGGAUCAUGUUGCACGCAAUCUUAGCCAGUUGCCCAACUUUGGCGUUGAACUAUCUUCCAUGGAAUUUACCAGCUGGCUGGACUGGCUGGUGAAAAUCCGGGACCCUCGAGACGCCUGGAAAUCGCAGCCCACUUAUCUCUUAUCAGAAAUAACCUAUUUGACCAUCGGACUCCUCACUUUCAUCCACUCUAGGCGAGUUGGUGGGCGCUUUAAGUAUUUAUGGCUGGCUACCAUUUUUCAUGGAUUAACUGUCGAAUGCGCCUCCUAUUGGCUCCCCGACAUUGACAACUUUUGGCACUCUCAAACGACUAUCGUUUUGCUGGGCAGGCGAUUACCGCUGCACAUCAUGAUGCUAUAUCCCGCGUUUAUCUACAACGCUUCCGUGGCUAUAUCACGGCUAAAGUUACCUAAUUGGGCUGAACCCUUUGCAGUCGGAUUAUGUGUGGUGUUGAUCGACUUGCCCUACGACAUAACGGCCGUAAAGUUCCUUCACUGGACAUGGCACGACACGGAUCCCAACAUUUUCGACCGGCAUUACUGGGUGCCGUGGAACUCGUUCUACUUUCACGCCACUUUCGCGGCUUCCUUCACUUUUUGGUUCCACUGCUGGAAACGUUUAAUCAUCGGAAAGUCGGAUGAUAAAUGGCAGGCUGGAGAUCACAAACGCGAAAUGUUGUGCGCCGUCUUGACCGGCUUGUGCGGAAUGCCUGGCGGCGUCCUCCAGUUUAUCCCGUUCUACCACCCUCUCCACGAUAUCGCCGGUGUCCAUACUGAAAACUGCGUCGCACUCCUAACGUUGACAUUCUUCCUUAUUGUUUGGUCUGCCGAUCGUAACCCCAUUGUUGGCUCGAGAACGACACCAGGUAUCAAAGGUUUCAACGAGUGCGUCCUAAGUUUGAUUCUUCACUACAGCUGCUAUUUGAGCUGCGUUUUGCUGUUCAAACCUGAAGAUGAGGUAUCUAUCGGUAUUCAUGAAAAGACUGGUCCAUGUAAUGAAACGUCCCCGGUUCAAACAGCUUUCGGCAUGACUUUGUUGAAACGAAAGUAUCUGUGCACUUCUGACUAUGAUGAAGGUUAUUUCGACUUCCAUUGCCUACCAGGCGGAAAACCGCCUUCUGAGGGCAUGGAGUUCUACACCGCUUGCGGCACGCCUUUCCCUAAUCACGCCGAAUACAUCGUCGUCAUUGCUGGCGUUUGUUGGCUUGCCUUACUCGUCUUUAUCAAUCUCCAUUUUCGCUCAGGCACGGAAGUCGUCUACCGUAAUUCGAACACUACCGAAGAGACCAAGAGAAAGAAGAAGAAAUAAGUAAAGGAAAUCCUUCGUUCGUCACUGCCAUACGCGUACGGUGUGUAUAUGACAAUAAAAAUCUUUCGCAGAAAGAAUAUAUUGGAAAACAAACAAAAA